Messenger RNA from Dermatophagoides pteronyssinus (European house dust mite), 1261 nucleotides. RefSeq lists its product as uncharacterized. The record is from RefSeq and is a predicted model, not a curated record. NCBI's taxonomy places the organism in Eukaryota, Metazoa, Arthropoda, Arachnida, Sarcoptiformes, Pyroglyphidae.
UGUAAUGAUUCAAUUUUUUCAUUCCAAUCGGGUACCGAAUCAUUAUCAUCUUCAUCAUCUACAUCCUCAUCUAAAUCAUCAUCAUCAUCAUCAUCAGGUUUUAAUCGUAUUAAAUGUCAUUGUCCAAAUGUUUAUCAAAAUCAUUUAUUAGAAUCAAAUAUUAACUAUGAUGAUUAUGAUGAUAAUAAUAAUAAUCAUAAUAAUAAUGAUAAACUAAAAAGUGCCAAUAAAAUUAUCGAUAAACAAAAAUUAAAUCAAAAAGUUUUGAUGAUGGAUGGUACAAAUGUAAAACGUGUAUUUCUAAGUCACCAUCAACAACAACAAAAACUACCAACAAUAUGGACAUCAAAAAUAUGGCCAUAUUGGCAACAGAAUUUUCAAUCAUCAUCAACAACAAAAAAUAUAGAUAAUAUUAUAAUUGAUGAUAAAAAUGUUAAUCAUCAUCAUGAUGAACAAACAGCCGGUGUCAUCAAACUUAUCGGAUCAUUUUUAAUUGGAAUACUAUUUUUAUCAUUGGUUGCUAUUGCUGUAUUUAUUCGUGUCGAAACGAAUAAAUCUUCUACGAUAAUGAUAAUGGAUACGGCUGCUUCAUCAUCAUCAUCAUCCAAAACAACAACAACAAUGACAUCGAAUAGAAAUAAAAAUUCAAUGAUAGAAAAUAAUAGCAAAAUAAAAAAUAACAACAACAAAAAUGAAAGAAAUCAUCAAAAUGUUAAUAAUAAUGGUGCUAUCAUUCUAGCAUCUUUAUUAUCAUCAUCGCCAUCAAGAUUAUCAUCAUCAUCACCAUCAAAUGUUGAGCCUAAUCCAACAACAUUACAGAUGGUAAAUAGUUUAUUAAUGGAAGAUGUUGAUUCCUUCAACAAUAACAAAAUUAACAACAGUAAAAAACGUGAAAUUCAACCACCGACAACAAUAGAAACAAUUGAAAAGCGAAAAAUAAAUGAAACAAAUCCGAUUCUAUAUUCGGAAGCCAAAUAUUUGCCAUCAUCAACAAUUAAUUUAGCAGAACAAAAAAAUCCAAAUGAAAUGAUUAAUAAUAAUAAUAAGUCAACAACAUUACAAUCGAUUGUGAUACCUACACAACGUAUCAUCAUUGAAAUGGACAUUAAGGUCACCAAACCAAUAAUAACACAAAAUAACAAUAAUAAUAAUGAUGAUAGUGACAAUGUUAAUGAUGAUGAUAAUAAUAAUUCAUCAUCUUGACGAUUUAUUCAAAAUUAUUAAUAUCUUAAACUGUCACACACAUAUCAGAAUAAUAACA